This is a messenger RNA of Guillardia theta CCMP2712, 627 nucleotides long. RefSeq lists its product as hypothetical. Bases 1 to 627 code for a protein of 208 amino acids. NCBI's taxonomy places the organism in Eukaryota, Cryptophyceae, Pyrenomonadales, Geminigeraceae. The record is from RefSeq and is a predicted model, not a curated record. The transcript has a single exon.
AUGCUGCCAAGCAGGAAACGAAGCAGGACGGGUAGCCAUCAGGACAGCCUCGCAGGCGCUCUGCCCGGGGAUCAAGCGAGCGAUGCCAUCAUCAUCUCCGACGGUGAGGACGAGGAGCUCGGCAAGGAAGAGCUCAAGCUAGAGAUCCUUCAACUCGAGCAGAGGCUUGAAGACCAAACGAAGCGGACAAAGCAAUACGAGAUCGAGUCGGUCAGGUAUCAUGAGCUGCUGCUCAAGUGUCGGCGCACCGCCCAGUCCGCCCUCCACAAGCAAGCCGCUCAGUCGCAACUACACGCACAGGCGCUACAAGACGGCCUUGGAGAGGUACAGGACAUGGCCGGCGCGAUAGAAACGACCCAAAGCAAAGCCAAGGAGCAGAUUGACGAGCUGCGCAAGAGCCUUGAGGCUGGAAGCUGCAUCUUCAGCGAGGCGUACGUGGGCCUCAAGGGCAAGCCAGGCAAGCACAUGGACCCUCGCUAUCACGGUUGGCUGCCGUAUGAUGACGCCUUCGAGAUCAAAGACAGCUUGACUGUGCUCUGUGACGGGGUAGGAGAGGGAGGCUAUCGGUCAGGGAUCUUUGCGAGGAAGCUUGUAGAGAGCAUGGCAAGUGGACGGCGAUCUCUUUGA